Nothoprocta perdicaria is the source of this 4615-nucleotide messenger RNA. RefSeq names its product tudor domain containing 9 (gene TDRD9). The transcript has 36 exons. Gene Ontology annotation, cellular component: intracellular anatomical structure. Gene Ontology annotation, molecular function: RNA binding; ATP binding. NCBI's taxonomy places the organism in Eukaryota, Metazoa, Chordata, Aves, Tinamiformes, Tinamidae. Bases 32 to 4084 code for a protein of 1350 amino acids. The record is from RefSeq and is a predicted model, not a curated record.
GACGUCGCGUGGCGUCGUGCGUGCCGCCAUCAUGCUGCGCAAGCUCACCCUGGACCAGAUCAACGACUGGUUCACCAUCGGCAAGGCCGUGCCCGCCGCCGAGUUCCUGGGCGUCAAGGCGGACGCCCCGCGGAGCCCUCCUGCCCCUGCACUUGCUGCGCAGGAGCCUGUGGGGGCUGUGGAGCUCCCUGUCAAAGGGACUGUUGGAAGUGAAUAUGUUGAGAAAUGCAGACAUCUGGAGGAGCAAGAGUCRGACAUUAUCGACAAUGAUCAGUUUGCCUCAAAAUCAGAUAAUUCCUUGCCUCAAUGUGAAUCAAGUGACUGGACUUCUAUACCAAUAACUGACUAUAAAUAUCCUGAUAUGCCCAUAGCCAAACACAAGGAAGAGAUAGUUUCUCUGAUAGAAAGCAAUUCAGUUGUGAUUGUACGUGGAGUAACUGGCAGUGGUAAGAGCACGCAAAUCCCACAGUACGUCUUGGACUAUUGCACUCAAAAAUCUACCUACUGCAAUAUUGCUGUCACUCAGCCUCGGAAAAUUGGUGCCACCAGCAUUGCCAGAUGGAUUAGCAAGGAGCGAUCCUGGACAUUAGGUGGAUUUGUAGGGUACCAGGUUAGUUUAGAGAAAGUUACCACAAAAGACACAAGACUGACGUACAUGACAACAGGAGUUCUUCUUCAGAAACUAGUUUGUGCCAAAAAUCUAACUGAGUUCACACAUAUUUUCAUUGAUGAAGUACAUGAGCGUACAAAAGAAAUGGAUUUCUUGCUCUUGGUAAUCCGUAAACUGCUGCGUACAAAUUCACGAUUUGUAAAGGUGAUACUGAUGUCUGCUUCCAUCAACUGUAAGGAAUUUGCUGAGUACUUUGCAAUUCCAGUUCAUAACAAACUGAAUCCAGCCUAUAUAUUUGAGGUGGAAGGCAAGCCUUAUGCUGUUGAAGAAUAUUAUCUUGAUGAUUUGAAGCACAUAGUUCACUUCAAGCUUCCUCCUCAAAUAACUGAGGAACCAGUGAUAGUAAAGGAAAUGUAUGAUCUUGCGGUGUCUUUGAUUCAAUCAUUUGAUGAGUUGGAAAUGAAGAUUAAAAGAGAGAACAAAACCUUGCAUCUUAUGUCUGAACGGGGCAGUGUGCUAGUAUUUUUACCAGGUUUGGCUGAAAUAAACUAUAUGCACGCAUGUCUCUCAAAUACAUUUAACAAAAGGUUGCAAGUGUACCCACUCCACUCAACUGUGACAUUGGAGGAACAAAAUAACGUCUUUUUGUCUCCAGUUCCUGGCUAUAGAAAGAUUAUUCUGUCUACAAAUAUAGCUGAAAGUUCUCUAACGGUUCCUGAUGUUAAAUAUGUGAUAGAUUUUUGUUUAACUAGAACUUUGGUUUGUGAUGAAGAUACUAAUUACCAAAGUUUGAGACUUUGCUGGGCAUCUAAAACCAAUUGUAAUCAAAGAAAAGGUCGUGCAGGACGUGUUUCCAAAGGGUAUUGUUACAGGCUUGUACACAAGGACUUCUGGACAAACUGUAUUCCAGAAAAGCCAAUACCUGAGAUACUGCGUUGUCCUUUGGGAACCACAAUCUUAAAAAUAAAAAUGCUUGACAUGGGGGAACCAAAAGCCUUGUUGGCAACAGCUCUUUCUCCACCCAGUGCAGGGGACAUUGAACGCACCAUACUUCAGCUGAAAGAGUUAGGAGCACUCACAACUUGUGUGCAAACAGAAGAAAAUCCACAUGAUGGUGAGCUGACUUUUUUAGGAAGGGUAUUGGCACACUUGCCAGUGGAUCAGCAUCUUGGAAAGUUGAUAGUCCUUGGUCAUGUGUUUGGGUGCUUAGAAGAAUGCCUAAUUAUAGCUGCAGCACUCUCCUUGCGGACUUUUUUUGCGGUGCCUUUCAGACAGCACAUUGAUAGUUACAGGAAUAAACUGUAUUUUGCUGGGAACAGCAAGAGUGACUGUAUUGCGAUUGUGAAUGCAUUCAAGGCAUGGCAGAUUUGCAGACAAAAAGGAGAAUUGAGACAUCCCAAGGAAGAGCUUGACUGGGGUCGAUCAAAUUAUAUUCAGAUCAAGAGAGUCAGAGAGGUGGCAGAGUUAUUCGAAGAGUUAAAACAGCGAGUCAGUGUAUUUAACAUGCAUAUUACUACUCAACCCUCUCCYAUGGAUCAGGAGUAUGUGUACAAACAACGCUUCAUUUUGCAGGUUGUAAUAGCUGGUGCUUUCUAUCCGAACUAUUUCACUUUUGGAGUAUGUGAUCAAGAAAUUGCUGUGAAAGAGCUUGAUGGCAGAGAUCCAAAAACCACUAUAAUGUUGAGGAAUAUUCCUCCCUAUGGAUUUCUAUACCAUAAACAGUUGCAGUCACUUUUCAGACAAUGUGGGCAGGUAAAAUCUAUUGCAUAUGAUGGUCCAAAGGCUUUUGUGGAGUUCUCUCGUAAUCCAAUGGACACCUUUAAGACUCUUCCUGCAGUGUAUAUGUCGCUUAAAAUGGCCCAGUUGAAAAUUCCUCUUGACCUUAAUGUUUGUAAUCCAAAUGAGAUUGAGAACCAGGUGGAAGGUGGGGGAGCCGCAAGAGUGAAGUACACAAGAGUAAAUGUGGACUAUCAGAAGCAGACAGUAGAGCCCGUGGCAAUAUUUGGUAUUUCAGAGAUGUCAAAGAUGAUCCCCAGUCGUCUUCUAUCCAUCAACGUAACAGAGAUUGUGGAAGUUGGACACUUCUGGGGUUACAGGAUAGACGAAAAAAAUAUGACUGUGCUGCAAACUCUAACUACUGAAAUUAACCACCAGAGCCUGAUGGAUUUGCCAGUGUCUCCACAUCCAGAGUUGGUUUGCCUGGCCCCAUUCCCUUGUUUGGAUAAUAAAGGCUACUACCGAGCUCGUAUUCUGUAUGUUUCUGGAGAUUUUGCUGAGGUUUUCUUUGUGGAUUAUGGCAAUAGAUCGAGAGUGCCUUUAAAAAAUUUAAAAGCUAUUCCAAGCCAUCUUCGAGAGCUUCCUUUCCAGGCUUUAGAGUUCAAGAUGUGCAAGAUGCGUCCAUCUGCAAAAUCCCUUGUGUGUGGGGAGCAGUGGAGUUACAGUGCUAGCCAGAGGUUCGCCUCACUAGUAAAUGGCUAUACCCUUCUAGUGAAGGUGUACUCCCUUGUCCAUAGUGUUCUGCACGUGGAUGUUUUCCGUUAUUUGGGGAGCAAAGAGCUUGUGAAUAUUCGAGAUGUGCUUAUUGAAGAAUGUUACGCUGAACAAGCAGAGGAAUCAUAUGAAUCCCAACAAAGCCAUGAUUUGCUCAAGGCAUUACUUUCGGACCAAAUGAAAAAAGAAGCGAAAAAACCUGUAUCUUCAAGAGAAGAGGAAAAGCAUGUCAUUGAAAUGCUGUUAAACAAGUUUUCUGUCAAUAAAUUUGAUACACCGACCCAUAAGGUAUCUCUUCAUGGACCAUUCAGUCCUUAUGAGGUAAAAUGCUUCAGUAUGACUAGAAUAUCCCAAUUCAGAUGUGCUUUCAUACGAAAAGAAAGUAUAAACUCUGUUGUUGUCAGAGAUGCUCCAGAAGAUUCGUUUCAGCAAAUGCUGGUUGCUGCUUCUUUAUCAGUAAAUGCAACUGGAUCCUCUCUGAUUUUAGAGGAAACAUCUUUGAUGCCUCCUAUUCCUGGUCUACCAGCACUCCUCAGUAUGUUAUUUGCACCUGCUAUAGAACUCAGGGUUGAUAAGAGUGGAAAGUAUUUCACUGGUGUCCUGUGUGGUUUGGGCUGGAGUCAUAUUCAUGGAAUUCCGCUGCUUCCAGAAAAUGAUAUGGAGCUGACAUUCGAUGUCCAUUUUGGUAUGGAAGACAUAGCAGAGAUAAACAUUCUAAGGACARCCAUUAAUCAGCUGGUCAGUGAAUGUGCAGUGUGCCCGGAACAAAGCAGAAUGGUGCGGCUCCAAGAAGAUGCUCGACAGAAACUUUUAAGUUUAACCUGCAAAUCAAAACCACGAGAUGCCAUUGUUCCCAAGUGGUAUGACAGGUCAUAUGCCUGGAACCAGGUGGAUUCAAAACGUAUUAUUGACCAAUCGGAAAGGCAGCAUGAAGGAACAAAUGAUCUUUACCAGCUCCAUAAGCUUGUUGUGUUGAAUGUUUAAGUCUUAUCUAGAAAUAUCUCAGACGAAUGUGUUGACUUGUCUAAAACUUGGUUCUGUUUUCUGUAUAGCAUUGAAGGUUGACUCUAUAAUUAUCCAUAGAAUUAGUGUAGUCAUGCAAUAUAUAGGGCAGAAUGUUAAAGAUAUUUUUAAAAAUUAAGGUAUACUGACCUAGAACAGACAAGCUAAUUCAUAAAAACAACUYGCUUAAAUGAUAAUUGGACCCUACUUUAAGUUUUUGCUGUGAAGUUGUGAAUUGCAGGCAACAUGAAAAACAAGUAGAUUAUGGCAUAGUUUUUUAUCUAAAAGUUCAAGAGCUAAAGUACAGUCUUUUUUCUUUGAUAAUUGCAAGAUGUAUUUUCUAUUUGUUUUAUUUUUAUGGUAUCAAUAUUUGAGAAAGUCACACAGCAAAGAUUGCUUUGUAUGCAAAAAUGAGAGGUUAAGGGUAACUGGCAAUCUAGGUUAUCAAAAAUGUAACUUUAUAUGCUGGAUAUAACUGGUUUUUAUUCACUUUUGAUGCAACAGAACAUCAUA